Nestor notabilis (Kea) is the source of this 782-nucleotide messenger RNA. It is a transcript of the gene ZFAND2B, whose product is annotated as zinc finger, AN1-type domain 2B. NCBI's taxonomy places the organism in Eukaryota, Metazoa, Chordata, Aves, Psittaciformes, Psittacidae. The record is from RefSeq and is a predicted model, not a curated record. Gene Ontology annotation, cellular component: cytoplasm; endoplasmic reticulum. The transcript is spliced from 8 exons. Gene Ontology annotation, biological process: protein targeting to ER; proteasome-mediated ubiquitin-dependent protein catabolic process. Gene Ontology annotation, molecular function: zinc ion binding. The annotation marks the transcript as partial.
GCUCUGCCCGUGGCCUCUCCCUGCUCCCAGAUUUCCUCCCUCUCAAGUGUGAUGCCUGCGAGCAGAUCUUCUGCACUGACCACAUCGCUUACGCCCAGCACGACUGCACCUCUGCCUACAAGAAGGAUGUCCAGGUCCCUGUGUGUCCCCUCUGCAACACCCCGGUCCCUGUGAGGCGGGGGGAGAUGCCCGAUGUCGUGGUGGGUGAGCACAUUGACCGUGACUGCAAGUCUGACCCUGCACAGCGCAAGCUCAAGAUCUUCACCAACAAGUGUUUGAAGCCUGGCUGCAAGCAGAAGGAGAUGAUGAAGGUGAUUUGUGACCAGUGCCACAAAAACUACUGCCUCAAGCACCGGCAUCCCCUGGACCAUGACUGCAGCGGGGCAGGGCGUCCACUCUCCAAAGCAGGGCAUGCUGCAGUUGCGAGAGCCCAGGCGUCUGCCUCCAAAAUGGUUGCUGCAUCGAGCAGUGGAGCUGCCCGGCCAGCAGACAGCCCCUCUUCUCCAGCCGCUGCCAGAGGAGGCCGAGCAGCUGCACCACAGGCUCGCAGUACCUCCCCUUCAGCUGUCAUGCUGCAGAACGGGCUGAGUGAGGAAGAGGCUCUGCAGCGAGCUCUGGAGAUGUCCCUGGCAGAGUCAGCACGCAGCUCAGCACAGCCACCCAGCACACAGGAGGAGGAGGAUCUGGCACUGGCCCAGGCGCUGUCAGCAAGUGAAGCCGAGUACCAGCAGUUGCAACGGCAGGCGCAGGGUUCAAAGCCAUCAAACUGCAGCAUGUCAUAG